Molecule: messenger RNA, 2022 nt
Organism: Herpailurus yagouaroundi (jaguarundi)
Lineage: Eukaryota; Metazoa; Chordata; Mammalia; Carnivora; Felidae
Gene: DTWD2
Product: DTW motif tRNA-uridine aminocarboxypropyltransferase 2
Exons: 6
Coding region: 322-1218 (298 amino acids)
Source: RefSeq, a predicted model, not a curated record
AGGGGUGAUUAUGGGUUUGCAGUCUUAGGUGUUUGCGGAGGGAUUUCCUUUUUCCUUUCCCGGAGAGGUGUACCUAAUUCCCACCUGCUUCCUAAGACAAAACGCACUUCCCUUCCUGGUCUAAGAGCUCACUGAGCACUGACCAAUAGGUUCGGCCCGAUUUCUCUGAGGGGCGGGACCUCGUGCCUGGGCUUUGGAGACCCGCCCCCCGUACGUGGCCUGCGUGCGUGACGACGUGCGGCGCGAGGCGGUUUCUCCAGAGUGUGGCGCCCCCCGGCGGCAGCGAGAACUCAAUGUGACAACCGGACCUGAGCGCCUGCCAUGGAGCCGCAGAAACAGGCGCGAACACCCGGGGACCCCGUCGCGUGGCCGCGUGGGCCCUCGAGGUCUCAGACGCCGGACGACGAGGAGGGGCCGGAGGGCAACACAGCGCCCGCGGCGGCUUUUCUGGGCGCGGAGGCGGACGACGCCUGUGCGGACGCGCUGUGGGAGCUGCCGGUGGAGCCCGCCGAGCGGAGGCCCGAGUGCAGCCGCUGCAGCCGGCCUCAGAAAGUAUGUUUGUGUCCAUUUCUACCAUUGCAUCCUCUGCAUAUCUCUACUCAUUUGUACAUAAUUCAACAUCCAGCAGAGGAAAACAAAGUGUUGCGGACAGUUCCCCUUUUAGCAGCAUGCCUCCCCCAGGACAAGUGUAAAGUCAAGAUUGGUCGUCGCUUCAGUGAAGAAAGAGAUCCUGAACUUUCAACUGUUUGUCGGAAGUCUGAUACAUUAAUAUUAUAUCCAGGGGCUGAAGCUGCUAAUUUGGAAGAAUUUAUAUUAGAUUCUCCUGUUUAUCCUUCCACAAUCAUCAUCAUUGAUGGUACAUGGAGCCAGGCUAAGGACAUUUUCUAUAAGAAUUCUUUGUUCCGCCUGCCCAAACAGGUGCAGUUAAAAACUAGCGUUUCUAGUCAGUAUGUAAUUCGGACACAACCGACUAAUAGGUGCCUUUCUACCCUGGAAUGUGCAGCUGCUGCUCUUUCCAUUUUGGAGAAAAAUGAUUAUAUACAGGAGACUUUGCUUCGCCCUCUUCAAGCUUUGUGCUCUUUCCAGCUGCAGCAUGGUGCUCAAAUUCGCCUCAGCAAGGAACACCUUCUGAAAAAUGGAUUAUAUCCUAAGCCAAUGCCAAAGAACAAACGCAAGCUCAGGAAAAUGGAACUGUUAAUGAACAGUGUUAAAAUUUAGUACUGUUGUUCGUGGUGCUAGUUAUGGUGUCUUCCGCUGAUAAAACCAGGUGAAGUUUUCAGAAAAUUUAAGUCUGUGGGUUUUUGGUUGUCUAGAGUGAGAGUUGCAUGCUAAACUUGCCCAGCAGAAGGAAGUCAACCAAAUAGCCAUAAAAAAGCAAACACAAAAAAAUUUCGCUGACCCAGUAAAAACCAAGGUUUCAUACUGAGUUUGUUUAAAAACAAAAAAAUGUGCCUCUAAUACAUUUUUCCAGGUUCAUAGUUUGGAAUGUGUUUGAAAUUAGUUGUUGAGCGAGGUUAGAAGUUUUUUUUGUUUUUUUGUUUUUUGUUUUUUUUAUGUAAAAUGGAAAGAAAUUAUUGUACCUGAUUGGGACAGUAUUGUUUUCAUGAAUGUUAAUAGAUAAUUAGGUGUAUAUAAUAGAGGAUACUUAUGUCAAUAUGCAAUAUUGUACAUAAACUUUAUAGUUUGAAGUAAUAAUGAUCACCAAGUAGUUUAGAUUGAAUUUAUUUUUUUCAUAGAAUAAUAUAGCAGAAUAAGGGAACUAAAUAAAUUACUUAGGUACUAAACUUGAACUCAGCUAUUAUGAUUUAAGUGUUACUAUUAAUUGCCCCAGUUUUGUUGUAUUAGGGUAUACUUGGAAUGUAAGAUUAUAUUAGUUUCAGGUAUUCACCAUAAUGAUUUGAUAUUUAUAUACAUUGCAAAAAUAAUCACUGUAUGAUAAGUCUACCUAACAUCCCUCAUACGUACUUAAAACAUUUUUUUCUUCUGAUAAGAACUUUUAAGAUAAACUUUCUUAGCAACUUU